Molecule: messenger RNA, 1456 nt
Organism: Aedes aegypti (yellow fever mosquito)
Lineage: Eukaryota; Metazoa; Arthropoda; Insecta; Diptera; Culicidae
Product: UPF0235 protein C15orf40 homolog
Exons: 2
Coding region: 127-576 (149 amino acids)
Cellular component (GO): cytoplasm
Source: RefSeq, a predicted model, not a curated record
GUCCCUUUCACGCAGGUGAAAGUAAACAUUCAAAAUCGAGCAAGUAACUGCUCGAAUCCGGUCUGUUUGACAAGCCGGUUGUUGUUCUACCCUGCCUCGGUGUCCAAAACCAAAUCAAUUUUGUGAAUGAAUCCUCCUAGAGUGUUGCAUUUCUCGAUUUACCACCAAAAUUUGCAGCGAUACGCCGGAACCAUGUCCGGCAAAUCGAAAGGAGCCAAGGGUGGAAAGAAGGAAGCGCCAGUGGCGUCUGCUGUCGUUCAGCAAGGCCCUGUGUAUGUGGACCCCAAGUCAGGAAAUGUUCUCAUCAAGAUUCAAGCGAAACCAGGAGCGAAGACGAACGGGAUUACGGAUAUCGGAGAGGAAGGCGUUGGCGUUCAGAUUGCGGCUCCCCCCGUCGAUGGCGAAGCCAAUACCGAGCUGGUGAAGUACCUUUCAAAGCUCCUGGAACUACGCAAAAGUGACGUUUCCCUGGACCGGGGUUCCAAGUCCCGGCAGAAGACGAUCGUCCUGGAGAAGGGAUGCCGAAUGCCGGAACAAGUGCUGGACGUAUUUCGGAAGGAAGCGCAAAACUCGUGAUCUCCUCUGGUAAGUUUGUAGCUAUAAUAUAUAUAUUUUGACCCUUUCACUAUUGUUUUUUUACGUCUGUAUGUUGUGUAUAUUUAUACUCUUUUUCCCUCUCACGUGAGCGGUAAAAUAAUUAUAAUAGUAUAGAUAGGUAAUAAACGACAUUACUGAAUUGGAAAUUCUAAAAAAAAAAUGUAUUCAACAGAAAGAAAAUCCCCUAUUGUUUGAUUUCUCAUUUUAACAACUUUAAAAGAUUACAGCCUAUUAGCUUUCUAAACUUUUCACAGUACAUUUGGGUUAGUAUUUAUUUAACUAGGUAGAAAUUGUACGUCUGUGUGACGAUAGCAACGAUUUUUCGGGGGAGCAAAUCACGUCCUACCUAGUAUGAUUAAAAAAUAAUGCAUUCACAUUGAACAUUGAUAAUUUCCUAUUAGUAACGACGGAUUCUGGAGCAACACAAAAAAAUCAGACAGAGCUUGAGAAAGGUGUUUCUAUCAUAUUUUGUUGUUAGCUAGACGCGUAGAUUUUACACGUGUUUCUAUUUCUCUUUAAGUGACGUUGAAUGACACACGAUUGCUGGUGAAAAUCUGUUUUCCGUUCACAAACCCGGUCAGGUAGUGAGAAUUUUACAGGGACAAAUCCUUAAGACCACACCACUGAAAUUUUCCAUAUUUGCUGAAACGCUGUAUUUUUAACAUAUUGCUCUCAAUUUUUGUUUCUUAUUUUAUUUUACGACGAUUAAGAAAUUUGCAGAAAAUGACAACAGGAAAAACAAUAAUUAGAAUCAUGUUCACCUUAAAUACCAGAAAAAAUUGCAUGUCAAAAACUCCAGACCACUACUGGACAAAUAGUGUUCUGCCAAAAACUAUGUGGAUUUCAAAGUGGAUGACUU